Vanrija pseudolonga is the source of this 485-nucleotide messenger RNA. It is a transcript of the gene qcr7, whose product is annotated as Cytochrome b-c1 complex subunit 7. The coding region runs from base 39 to 431 and encodes 130 amino acids. The record is from RefSeq and is a predicted model, not a curated record. Gene Ontology annotation, biological process: mitochondrial electron transport, ubiquinol to cytochrome c. Lineage: Eukaryota; Fungi; Basidiomycota; Tremellomycetes; Trichosporonales; Trichosporonaceae. The transcript has 4 exons.
GUGCAUCGAUCACCACCACACCACCACCACUCAUCACCAUGGUUCUCCUCGGCGGUCCCCUCGGCAUCUCCUUCGCCAAGCAGAUCAAGGCCUACUCGGCCGGCCUGUACAACUCGCUCCGCCCCCUCGCCAACGCGUACGCCAACGCCGCUGGCCACCGCAAGGUCGGACUCAAGUACGACGACCUUUUGGUUGAGGAGCGCCUCGAUGUCGAGAAGGCUAUCUCGCGCCUCCCCGCCAAGGAGGGCUACGACCGUGUCUACCGCUUCCGCGUCGCCUUCCAGCAGGACCUGAUGCGCCGCCCUCUCCCCAAGGCCGAGUGGGUCAAGGCCGAGGACGACGUCCGCUACCUCGCCCCCCUUGUCGAGGAGGUCGCCCGUGAGGACGCCGAGCGCGCCACAUGGGACACGAUCGAGGUCGUCCGCAAGUAAACCGACCCUGCGUAAUCUAGACUGCGUCCUAUGCAAAACAAAACGUAACGGAUA